Trematomus bernacchii (emerald rockcod) is the source of this 4682-nucleotide messenger RNA. RefSeq names its product inhibin beta A chain-like. Bases 316 to 1608 code for a protein of 430 amino acids. The transcript is spliced from 3 exons. Gene Ontology annotation, biological process: SMAD protein signal transduction; BMP signaling pathway. The record is from RefSeq and is a predicted model, not a curated record. Gene Ontology annotation, molecular function: cytokine activity; hormone activity; growth factor activity. NCBI's taxonomy places the organism in Eukaryota, Metazoa, Chordata, Actinopteri, Perciformes, Nototheniidae. Gene Ontology annotation, cellular component: extracellular region.
CCUUCACACACACACACACACUCUGCAGUUUUCAUCCUCUUCAUCAGCAGCGGAGACUUCUUCUUCCUCUUCAUCAUCAGAGGACAGUUAUUCAUCCUCUUCAUCAUCAGAGACUUCUUUCCUCCUUUUCAUCAGCGGAGACUUCUUCCACCUCUUCCUCCUCUUCCUCUUCAUCAUCCAUCUGUCCCCGAGAGGAAGACCUGGAGGAGAAACGGAUUACUUGAGAUAAUCAGGAUCCACAGGAGAAAGAACGUCCUCACACACCGAGAGGGAACCUCCUCACACACACUCACCUUCUUCAUCUUCUUCAUCACCAUGGCGCCCAGCAGCAGCCAAUCAGGAGCCAGCAUGUCGUCGCUGCUCUUACUCAGCUGGAUUUUCCUCCUUCAAAUCAGCGCCUCUUCCUCUUCCUCCUCUUCCUCGCCCGUCCUGCAUCACCCAGAGUCACCUGACGUCUCUCCUGACUCCCCCGACUCCCUUCUUCCUCCCUCCGAAUGCCCCUCAUGUGCCCUGGCGAGGGUGAGGAGGGGGGAGGAAGAUGAAGGGAGGGAGGACGUGGUGGAGGCGGUGAAACGACACAUCCUGAACAUGCUCCACCUUCAGCACAGACCUAACAUCACCCGACCGGUUCCCCGGGCGGCGCUCAUCAACGCGCUGAGGAAACUCCAUGUGGGGAGGGUGGGGGAGGACGGGAGCGUGCAUAUCGAGGGGGGGGAGGAGGGGGGGAGAGGGGGAGAGAGCGGGGGGAGGAACAGAGGGGGAGACGGAGGAGGAGGAGAGGAGGCGACCGAGACAACUGAGAUCAUCACCUUCGCUGAGGCCGGUGAUUCUCCGGGCUCGGUGAACUUCGUCCUCUCUAAAGAAGGCAGUUCUGACGUCUCUCUGGUGGACGAGGCCAACGUCUGGCUCUUCCUCCGCCUCGCCAAAACCAACCGCAGCCGAGCGAAGGUCUCCAUCCGCCUCUUCCAGCAGCGAGACAACGACCAGAACGACGUCCUGCUGGCGGAGAAAAACGUGGACACUCGACGCAGCGGCUGGCACACUUUCUCCGUCUCUUCUGCGGUUUCAGCGCUGCUGAAAAGCGACGGCGAAUCAACGCUAAAUCUCCGAGUGUCCUGCCCUCUGUGCCCUGAAGUCGGUGCCAAUUUAGUCCUCGUUUCGGGUCGAUCAAACCAACGAGAACAAUCCCAUCGUCCCUUCCUGAUGGCGGUAAUUCGCCCGGAGGAUAACGUGGAAUCGAGGCGACGAAAGAAACGAGGGCUCGAAUGCGACGGGAAAGUGCGAGUUUGCUGCAAAAGGCAGUUUCACGUCAACUUCAAAGACAUCGGAUGGAACGAUUGGAUCAUCGCGCCGCAAGUUUACACGGCAAACUACUGCGAGGGAGAUUGUCCGAUUCACGUAGCGAGCAUCACGGGAUCCUCGUUAUCUUUCCACUCCACCGUCAUCAGCCACUACCGGAUGAGAGGCUACAGCCCGUUCCAGAACCUCAGGUCCUGCUGCGUGCCCACGCGCUUACGAGCCAUGUCCAUGCUCUACUACAACGAGGAGCAGAGGAUCAUCAAGAAGGACAUCCAGAACAUGGUGGUGGAGGAGUGCGGCUGCUCGUAGACUUUUCAAAAACAAGAGAAUACGUUUUCUGGAGGAUCUGGACCCCGAACGAGGCGUCUGGGGAUUUUUGAUUUGUUUUUUACAACCCAGUUUAGAUUUAAAAGCCGAUUUCUGAGCGACUGCGUCAUGGAUGUAUAAAGAGAUUGGUAAUAAUAUUAAUAAUAAUAAUACAUUACAUUUUUAUAGCGCUUUUCCUGGUGCUCAAAGGCUCUUAAUUAGACGCAGAAUUAAAAACCUUCUUCUGAGCGACUGCGUUAUGGAUGUAUACAGAGUUUUGUUUUUUUAGGCCAAUCAGAAGCCAGUAUUCCGUUUUUAACCAAUCAGAUUCAGAUAAAAUUGAAUUUUUUUGUGCAUUUUGUAUUUAAGUUUGGUUUCCUGGCGUUAAAAACUAAAACAAACUAAAUCAAAAAAUUAUAUAAAACAUUUAACUGAUCAGGGCGGGACGAGUAUUGGCAGAAAAGUCAGAUAUUUCGUCUUAAAAAUAAGUGGAAUGAGUACUUUUGGUGCAACGUUCCAUUGCAUAGUGCACACAUUAAAGGAUACCAGGUUCAAUAUUUAAAAAGCGCUAUUUUGCGCUAUUUACUUUGGAGAAGAUGCUCUACGUGGUUACAUCUAAACUGGGUUGGAAAGACUUCGGACGCUCAAGACGCUUUUUGGGAUUAAACCUCUCCGUCCAUCAGAACUCAGAAAGAAAGCGUCUCCACGGCACUUUCGGAAAAGAACAAAAAAAGAACAAAAAAAAGAAUAUCUAAUAUAUUUUUGCUACAAAAGGAGGAGGAGCUUAUUUAUGUGGCUGAGACGUUCAAGCACCGCUCCACCUGUCGGAUCUUUGAGAGACGAGGUGCCUGAAAAACUACUAACAAAAAAAAAAUCUCAAAACUAUGCAACUUGUUUCACGUAUUACUUAUUUUACCUUGUUUACUUUCUGUCAAGGAAAGCAGAAGAAGACUCUUUUUGUAUUGUUUUUUUGGAAGUGUGUGUGUGUGUGUGUGUGUGUGUGUGUGUGUGUGUGUGUGUGUGUGUGUGUGUGUGCGUGCGUGUGUGUGCGUGUGCGUGUGCGUGUGUUGAGAGAUACUUGAAAGAAACAAGUUGGCCCGGCUGCUGGAACCAAACACUUCUUUUGUUACCAUGUUAAUGUUAUAAUUAUUAUUGUCCGUAAGUAUAUUAAUAAUAUUAUUGUUAAUAAUAUUUAGGCUGAAUUUUUGUGUUAUUAUUAUUAUUGUGUUGUUUUCAUUUGAUGUGUAUAUGUUUGCACUAUAGCGACACUCAGAUUAGCCAGAGACGUAACGUCAAAAAACAAACUUUAAAUGUUUUAAAUUGAAGGCCAGAUUUUAAAAAGCCUUAAAAAUGACUGAACUUCACAAAAACCUUUUCUUCAUUUUCUCAAUUUUAAGUGGACAUUUUUUAACGAUUUUCUCAAAACCUUCCCUAAGUUUUUGGAAAUAAAAUCCCAUUUGUAUUAGAUCUCCAACAUAACUCAAAUUAGAAGCUGUGGAAAAAUAUAUCAAUGUUUAAAGAAUCACGUAAAAAUACAAAUUUGAAAAAUAUGUUUUUUCCAUUCAUUUGAACGUAGCGUCAGUUUGCUAGCUGGUGGCUAACGUGUUGAGACCCAGUGCGCUAAUGGAUUAUUUAUUAUUAUUGGCAUUAAAGUAUUCAAGUAUAUUAAGUAUGACUAGGAUGCACCCACAAUCUGUUUUAAAUGUAAAAAACUAAGAAGAUAUUGCAUUAAAAUACAGAAGAUUUGAUCUCCAUGUGCUGUUAGCAACUACAGGCUAACAGGUAGCAAUGCUAUCUGGUCAGUUAGCUCGAAAGCUACUCAAUACAAAACAUUUAACGUCUGUAGCAUGACAAAUGUUUUAACGAUUAAAAAAAAGACCGAGGGUGAGAUCCAGAGCGCUAAUGAACUUAAACGUAGCAGUAAGAUGAACAAAAAGCACUUAAAAGAAGAAUAAAAAUGUGCAUUUGCCUCAAAACUAAAAAUAUAAUCAGACAUUUCUGCGCUCAGACAAAGCCUAGAUAUUCACUGACAGCUAGCCAAGCGCUAAACUUAAGCACAAGAACAAAACUCGGUAAAAUAAAUGUAUAUCUUUGUCUCUCUUAGUGUCACCGGGUGUUUUAAUUGGUAUUAACAGGAGGCCACUCAAACGGGUUUUAAACACCAAAAAUGUGCAUUAAUUAGCAUAAUAUAGCUAAAUGAUGCUAAUGGUAAUCAGUCAAGGUUAAUUGAAUGCACUUUGGAUACAUUGACGUUGUCGUUUCACAUGGAUGAUCCCGGAUGAUUCGUAUUUACUGAUUUGGUUAGAAGUGGAAAGCAGCUAGCAGUUGGUACCGGUGACAAAGAGGUUUUAAAACACAUUUGAAUGAUUUUUUGUUGUUGUUUUGUCCAGUUUUUAGUCUGCGUUAGAACACCAAAGAGUCGGGUUUGUGCACUUGUUUGUGUGAGAGAGAAAACUGUUGAAGUUGCGUUCAAUGACGCUGAAAAAAAACUAAAAAAAGUCAACGUCCAAUCUGAUUUAUGUCCAUUUUGUGGGUAAAAAAAAGACAGAAAAUUCACUGAAGUUUCAUAAAGAGGGAUGUUUUUGUAUUUAUGCUUUUCCUUUGAGAUUCAUGUUUUUAUUUCUUUGCACAUCAAGAACUCCAUUUCCCACAAUGCUUUACAAACUGAAAGACAAUCCACCAGAUUGUGUUGUUUUCUGAGUGUUUCCGUGUCGUACGUGUUUAUAUCAGUAUUGUCGACUUGUCACCAAAAGUUAAUAAGAGUAUCGGUCCCUUUCUGAUGAAGUCACGCCGCUUUGUUGUUAUUUGUAUUGUUUUAUAAGAUGGAGGGGACGCUCUUCUUCUUCUGGGACACAAACAAAAUGUCAGUGCGGAAAAAAAAAAGGAAAAGAAAGUAUCUUUUUAUGGAGACACUGAACGAAGUGGACAAAGAAUAAAAAGUCUAUUUUUUAUUCUGUAUAUAUGGAAGUGUAAGUCUGUUGCAUUGCUUUGUUGUACAAAUCUAAUGUGCUUGUGGCAUUUUUCUAAUCUAAUUUAUUUUAUUGUUUUUGUUUUUCUGCUUCACCAUUAAAGUUUAA